This is a messenger RNA of Dalotia coriaria, 2415 nucleotides long. It is a transcript of the gene Rpb8, whose product is annotated as DNA-directed RNA polymerases I, II, and III subunit Rpb8. NCBI's taxonomy places the organism in Eukaryota, Metazoa, Arthropoda, Insecta, Coleoptera, Staphylinidae. The record is from RefSeq and is a predicted model, not a curated record. The coding region runs from base 355 to 864 and encodes 169 amino acids. Gene Ontology annotation, biological process: DNA-templated transcription. Gene Ontology annotation, cellular component: RNA polymerase I complex; RNA polymerase II, core complex; RNA polymerase III complex. The transcript has 4 exons.
UUGCGCCGUCCGUCGUUCGUUUCAAGUGCGUAGUUCUCGGCCGACGCGCGCGAUCUCCGCGGAAAGUACACGGACAUGCACUGAGCUCUCGCGCACACAUCAUCGACAUUCACACACGGCGAAGUGUCUCUCAGGUUCCUCUCGCCUUCAAGCCAACCACCAAAGUCAUUCAUCUGCACACCUCACUUGUCCAGACGAUUUUGUUUCCACGUUUUUGAAUCGGCGGAAAGUCGAUGGCGGUUCUAUCAACUUGCACAACAUUCUUGGUAAUAUUACGGCGUAGAGAUAAGAAAGGUGCGGGAUAACAAAUGUAAUAUUGUGAGUCGACUGCACUGUGAAUCAGAAUCUUUCAAAAUGGAUCUCAUUUUGGACAUCAACUCCUGGCUGUAUCCAAUGGAACUUGGCGACAAGUUUCGAUUAGUACUGGCUACAACACUCCGAGAAGAUGGUUACCCGGAUGGUAAUGAUUGGAAUCCACACGGAGCGAAAAAUAAUCAGGGCUCUCGCGCCGCCAGUUUCGAAUACGUCAUGUCCGGAAAAGUGUAUCGUAUUGAAGGCGACGAAGCGGCGAAUGAACCGUCAAGCCGAUUGCAUACGUUUGCAUCGCGCGAAUCACCUUCGCCGUUUUGGCCCACAUUAGCAGAUUCUGAUCUAAAUCGGGUGGCCGCGUGUGCGUGUAUAUACGUAAUAUUAUUAACCCAGCAACGUGCGAGCAGAUGCGCUGCGGAGCGUGCUUCGCUCGUUUCGCCAUUGUGUCCUUGCAUUUUUCGCGUCGUUGUCGCGAAAAAUUACUGGCACAUGAUCCACGCUGUCAGAGUGUGGAAUGUGCGUGAACAUUGUGAACAUGCAUAUACCUAUAUAUAAUAAGUUUAAUUUUAAGUAAGUUGUGGUGAACCAUAUAUACCUAUAUAUUUACUUUUGUUAUGAAAAGUUAUUAAAUCAUUACAGGUAAUGUAAAAUGAUUGGUACAGAUUUUGGUUGCACGGGCCAGACUCGCGGCAAAUUGGUUUGCCAAAAGUUGUCCCGUUCUGGCCGCGCGCCGGCUUGUGCGCGACACGAGCGAUGAUUUUUUUCCCGAUUUAAUUUACCGACUUGGGUGCGUGUUCGCCGCGUUCUCUCCCGCAGGAUCGCCGCGUCGUCCGUUGCAUAAUGCAGAUUGUAGUUAUUUAGAGACGUGCCGAUGUGGGUUGCUCGUCGUUUACGUUUCGAACGUCCGAACAGUGCGGCCCGCUCAGCUGUUCGAAGUAUAUCUGAGCUCCUUCUUCUUAUCAACGUCGGCCAAAAUCUGGAUUAUCAGUUCAAGUCUGGGAGUUGCAUUGGAAAAUCAAUCCAAUCCAGUGUGGAAGUAUACGUUUUAGUGCUUUGAUAGUGGCUCGUCCCUUUUUUCAUAUAUUAUCCUUCCUGUUGAAUAAUCAGACGCCAAAUUAGUCUAUAACGUAAAAUAAUAUAACAGUUUGUUGCUAUGGUAAAACUUUACCCCGAAUGAGACGUUUGGCAGUUGUUUUUUUCUUUGAGUUUAAGUUUACAUUUUUUGUAAUUUUGGUGUUACGUAAAACAUCCGUAAUAAUAUACUAUACUAUACCAUCACAUGCGAUUUAACGGCUUUCUAUUUUUCUUUGGUUUGUUUUUAUUAAGCUCUAAUUGAUGUGCCGUGUGAAUGCAUGUACCGUGUAUUUAACGUGUGCUUUGCUGAGUUUUGAUGAGCAAAUAAAAUCGAUCUGUUUGUAGGUUAAUACGUCAAAUUAGAAUCAUAUUUUGGAUAAAGAUCGUUUGCGAAUAUUCCGAAAGUCUUGGGCUGCGUGCCAGAAGCGCGUUUACACUUUCUUUCAGCCAUUUGUAAAUGCACUAUCUGGUACGACACUCCAAGACGACGAACGCUGCCCCCGCUCUCAUUCGAUACCAAUAGCAACAAACAAAUUGACUUGACUAUCUGAACGAGAAUAUUGUAGUCAACGCCCUACUACACUCCUCCCUCUCGAUUCGCUACAAGAUUGAUCGAUCUCGCCGGUGCAAUGGAUGAUGCACACACAUUGCAAAAUAAGGUGGCUGCUCGUCAUCAACAUCAUCUAGUUUCAAAAAUCUAUAAUUAUCUUUGGGAAAUCGCUCGCAGUAUGUGCUCGUGCACGCUUUCGCUGUACACUCUUGACGCGCCCAUCUUUUUCAUUAGAAGUUGUGUGCUUGAUAAUCUGCGAGUGCAUUAUGUUAACCUUGAUGAUAAAAUGAUAGACACUUAAUCGAGUCAAGGACGAUCAGUGUUUUAUAUAUAGCUUGUGUUAUGCGGCGGUCAUUUAAAUAAGCCGGGCACUUAUCGAUAGCACUGUCUCACGGAUUACCUAAUUUUUGCGGCUACAGUUUGUUGUAUACUGUUUAUGUACAUAUUUUUAAGUAAUAAAUGUCUUUUUGAUUAUGCGCAAA